CCGGAAGCGCCUCUCGCUCCAGCUGGUUGUCAUUUCUCUGUGUGCUCGGUCCUGACUAGAAGGACGGGGAGGAGCAGAGGAGACGGACACAGACCCAAGAAAGAACAUAUACACAGAGGGAUCGCCCUCUCCCCCUCCCCCGCUCCCGGACACCGACACAUAGACCCUUCUCCCCUUUCCCUCACCCCCGUAUCCUGUCACCGAAUUGUUGUCCUCAGCAACCCCUGACACACGGCUAAGUCGGUACAGCUCAUCCCUGACACACACUGGGCUGUCACUGGGGCUGGAAUGACACUGUGAGGGGGAGCUGCUGCUGCGCCAGGGACACUGACGUUCUUCUAAUCCACUGAGGCAGCACCUACACACCACAAACAGCUGCUGUCACUGCAAGGCUGGCUUCAUGAGGGUGUCGAGAGGAAGACGAGGUAUAGCCAGCCGCAGCAACCAACGCCAGAUCUCGCUGAGCCCCCUUUUCUUCUGCUGUGUUACCUUAUAGCAAGAGGAAAAUAAAAAAAAUCAAGAGCCUCCUCUUCCAUGACAGAAAAAAUCCUCAUUGAUCUGUGAGCUGCACUUCAUGGAUUGAAGCCGGAGGGUGGUGGUGAGGCAUAAGGCAGCCCAGGCACAACCCAGUUUCUAGAAACCAAAGAUAUUUUGGUCUAUUCCACCCUUCCCUUUUCUGAAAGAAGCCACAACGUUAAUCUGUGGCAAAUGUCUGAAAAGGAUUAUUGUUAGAACAGGCAGAUUUUUUUUUUUUAUUACCGUUUAAUUUCGGGGACAGUCAGAUCCGGAGACGCUCGAAGGUUAAGCACAAUUUGGCCUCCAGGAAAACCAACAAAAAAAAUAAAUCAAAAUUGUAUUUUUGCGUUUUUUAAAUUUUGUUAUAAAUGGGGGAUUACGGGUUUGGAGUGCUGGUGCAAAACAACACUGGGAAUAAAUCGGCUUUUCCGGUCAGGUUUCAUCCACAUCUGCAGCCUCCUCACCACCAUCAGAAUGCUACCCCGAGCCCUGCCGCCUUUAUAAAUAACACAGUUGCCAACGGCAGUAAUGCUGGGUCAGCUUGGCUUUUUCCAGCUGCGGCCGCUCAUAACAUUCAGGAUGAGAUUCUGGGCUCGGAGAAAAACAAAUCGCAACAACAGGAACAGCAGGAGUCUUUAGAAAAACAGCAGCUUUCCCCCAGCCAAAGCCAGGAAGGAGGAAUUUUAGCUGACCCCGAGAAGGUGAAAUCGGAGGAAAAUCAAGGCGACGGCUCAUCUGAAAACGGCAAGGAGAAAAUCCGAAUUGAAUCUCCUGUAUUGACAGGGUUUGAUUACCAAGAAGCAUCGGGCCUUGGGUCUUCCAAUCAGACCCUGACGUCCUCUGCGUCCCCUCUCACUGGUUUCAGCAACUGGUCAGCUGCUAUUGCCCCAUCUUCUAACACUAUUAUUAAUGAAGAUGCAAGUUUCUUUCACCAGGGAGGGGUCACUGCUGCUUCAGCAAAUAAUGGUGCUUUGCUGUUCCAAAAUUUCCCUCACCACGUGAGCCCUAGUUUUGGGGGGAGCUUUUCUCCACAGAUUGGACCCAUGUCCCAACACCACCCCCAUCACCCCCAUUUUCAGCAUCACCACAACCAACAUCAACAGCAAAGGAGGUCUCCUGCGAGUCCACAUCCACCCCCAUUCCCCCAUAGAAAUGCUGCUUUUAACCAACUGCCCCAUUUGGCCAAUAAUCUCAAUAAGCCUCCCUCUCCAUGGAGCAGCUACCAAAGCCCAUCACCUACACCCUCUUCUUCAUGGAGCCCAGGUGGUAGUGGAUAUGGAGGUUGGAGUGGAUCCCAAGGUAGGGACCACCGUAGAGGACUCAAUGGAGGAAUAACACCUUUGAAUUCCAUCUCGCCUCUGAAGAAGAAUUUCGGGAAUAAUCACAUACAGUUGCAGAAGUACGCCAGGCCCAAUUCUGCCUUUGCACAAAAAUCUUGGAUGGAAGAAAGUUUGAACAGAGCCGACAACAUCUUCCCAUUUGCUGAACGCACUAGAACAUUCGACAUGCAUUCACUGGAAAGCUCCCUGAUUGACAUAAUGAGAGCAGAAAACGAUUCACUGAAAGCAAGGACAUAUGGGCGAAGGAGAGGCCAGUCCUCUCUAUUUCCAAUGGAAGAUGGCUUUUUGGAUGAUGGCCGAAGUGAUCAAACUUUGCACAGUGGUUUGGGGUCUCCUCACUGUUUUCCACACCAGAACGGCGAAAGAGUGGAACGAUAUUCCCGCAAAGUAUUUGUUGGUGGCCUACCACCUGACAUAGAUGAAGAUGAAAUCACUGCUAGUUUCCGUCGGUUUGGCCCUUUGAUUGUUGAUUGGCCACACAAAGCAGAAAGCAAAUCUUACUUUCCUCCCAAAGGCUAUGCAUUUCUACUGUUUCAAGACGAAAGUUCUGUGCAGGCUUUGAUUGAUGCUUGCAUUGAAGAGGAUAGUAAGCUCUAUCUCUGUGUGUCGAGCCCUACCAUUAAAGACAAGCCUGUUCAAAUCCGGCCCUGGAAUCUCAGCGACAGUGACUUUGUGAUGGAUGGCUCACAACCUCUUGACCCAAGGAAGACUAUCUUUGUUGGCGGUGUCCCCAGGCCUCUUCGAGCUGUGGAGUUGGCAAUGAUAAUGGAUCGCCUAUAUGGAGGAGUAUGCUAUGCUGGCAUAGACACAGACCCUGAGCUGAAAUACCCAAAAGGAGCAGGGCGUGUUGCCUUUUCUAAUCAACAGAGUUAUAUAGCUGCUAUCAGUGCCCGCUUUGUUCAGCUGCAGCAUGGAGAGAUCGAUAAGCGGGUGGAAGUGAAGCCAUAUGUCUUGGAUGACCAGUUGUGUGAUGAGUGUCAAGGGGCUCGUUGCAGUGGCAAGUUUGCUCCAUUCUUCUGUGCUAAUGUUACCUGUCUGCAGUAUUACUGUGAAUAUUGCUGGGCUGCUAUCCACUCCCGUGCAGGGCGGGAGUUCCAUAAGCCGCUGGUGAAGGAGGGAGGUGAUCGCCCAAGGCAUAUUUCAUUCCGUUGGAAUUGAGUGACCCAUAUACUUCACUUCCUUCCCAAGGAUCCAAAUAAGUGCACUCUUCUGUUCUCUUAAUCUCCCUCCCUCCUUCCAUCAUUAGGAAAGCAUGUCCUCUUGUUGUAGUCUGUAUUUUAACAAUAGUAUAACGAAAGAAUGACCUACACCAUAGGUAUUUUGUAGAGUCUUGUGUCAUUGAGAACUGUAUUGAAACUCCUUUGUUGUUCCUAACAAUAUCACUCUGAUGCAUGCCAGUUUCAUGCUGUCCUCAUUGAAAACCAAGGGAGCAGGGAGACUGCAACAAUUUUAAUUAAUAUUAUUAUUAAUGUAUUUUUUUAUUUUGUCAAAGAAAAGAGCUUAAAAUGGUUAAAAAAUAUAUUAAGCAAGGAAAAAAAGAAAACCAUAGUAUUUUUUUUAUUUUAAUUAAAUUAUUAUUAAAAUGUAAUGGAAAAAUACUAUUAAUGUAACCAUACAACUACAAUAACACUAUUUGGUCUGUUUGAGACAGCUUAUUUUUUACUUGGGGGAGAUUUUUUUUUUAUUUCCUAUUUAUUCAGGGGUUUUUUUUGUUUUUGUUUUUUAUUCUUUUUAACUUUUAUUGGAAAGUUAGCGUUGCCUGUUGUCAAAAGACCCACAAACAGCGUGUGUAAACAUAAAUAUAAACAGCAUUGUAAGUUCAAAUUUAUCUGAUUUUACAAGGUUAAAGUGACUUCAUCAUCCUAGACAUUUUUCACAAAUAUCCUAUUGUAAGGCACAAACAUAAAAUGGUGACGUUUGUUUCAUUAUGAAUCGGUUAUACCGUGAAGGAAAUGUUGUUCUUGAAGCCAUGUUUUGUUUGUGCAGAAGCCUACAGUUACAUACAGUUGACAGUGAAAUGCUUGUUGUUUCUGUGCUUAAAUUCCAUUGUCAGUCGUAGCUAACUGUACACUUCUAGAGAAUGGCAGUGUGGCUGCUGGGGAAAAAAGGCAAUUCCCAUUAGGCACAAUAGGGUGUCCCCCAACCUGUAUUACAAAAAGAGUGAGGUAUAACUAAAAUUUAUCAACUUUACUAACUCACUGCUCUUCCUUUAAAUUAUAAGAUAUGUUAAAGCUCCAGAGAAAGAUGGUGAUGCACUUUAAGCAAUGGCAGAUACCGUAAAUAUUAUCCAAGAUUUUUUAUUUUUUGUUAUAUAUUAUUAUGUUCUUGUUGGACAUUAAGUGAACUGGCUCAAUCUCCUUGGGGAUCUGAAAUAUUUUAACAGUAAACUGUUUGCAUUUAAGCUCGUAAAGAAUGUACACGUUGAGUGAAGUUACUACUGAGGGGAGUGCACUUAUUUAUUUUUUCACUGAAAUAAGAAAAAUAGAAAAAUGAAUACAACAAUGUCAGUUAUAAUCCAUAACGCCCCCCCCCCUCCAAAAAAAUAAAUAGCCUACCAAAGCUCAAAUAAGUAAAUACGUUCAGUUACAGAAGGCUGAAAUGUGCCCGAAAGAACAAAUGUAUAGAUUUUUAUUUUUGAUGACUAAUUUAUAUCUAUAAUCGGAACUUACUUAACUUUACAUCGGGUGCCAUCUUCUGUUCUCCAUUGUGUCACCAAACAUGUGGAAGAUACCUCAAAGAUGGCAUUAGAUGUUUUAUUGAGUUGGUUUACAAUUCUGGACUGUAAAAGGAGCCCAUUACUGUAUCAGUACUCCGUUUGCUGUCCUUAAGGGUCUGUCCCUAGAGUAGUUUUGGGUAAGUUCAGGUGGCUUGAGUCACCCACUGGAUUGUAAUAUCUUUUGAGUGCUACUGCCGUGUUUAUCUGUCGUGCUGAUCUCUCACUCUGUGGUAUUGGAGGACAGAUCUUGCCACUGGGUGAUUCAACACACAAGUACCCACCCAUUGCUUGAAUAUUAUUUUUGGAUAAACUGACCCUUUAAGGUACCCACACAUCCAGUCAAUCGUUUGCACAGUAUGAAUGAUUUCAUGCAACAAUCUGUAUGCAGUAAAGACGUUUGUAACACAUCUCAGAUGAGCAUGGCAACCUUGAUUUGUGAAGGUUGGAAAAUCUUAGCUUGGCCCCUGCUAAACAUGAAUAGGUAUGCCGGGUAUUACAGCUUAUCAGGUGAGGGUCUAAUUGUUACACCGGAAAUGAUCAGAAGCCCUUUUUCAUAGGUACCUUUUUAGAAUAGAGUGGCAGCACACAAUAGUUACCUGGUUAAAGCUUGCAGAUAUAAUAUAUGCCCCUUUGGCAGAUAAAGGGCUGGAGAAUGGCUUCCUUCAGCAUAAAGUCACUUUACACACCUGCAUUGUCUGUAUGUCUUGGGCAGUGUGGCAAAAUUGUAUAUAGGGGAGUGUCAUCUGUAUAAUGAGCAAGGAGGACAUUUGGGAACCAGUUCUGUACCGCAAUCUGUCAAUAUUCCUGAUUGCUUUGCACACAGUAGUUGAAUCUCAAUGCAAUAUUUCUAAAAUUUGCUUUAAUAAUCCCCUUGCAGCUUUGCUUUCCACAGGUGAGCAGCAAACUAUCUAGAACAGAAUUUGGCAAUGGAACUUCUAGUACCUAGUUUUCAAGCUUUUUGGCACUGAAGACUUUAAGCUGCUUAUACCACUGUAUAAUCUUUUGAUGCCUUAACCUUUAAAUAGCCAGAUGGCACGAGCAGUUGACCGUUUUGCCAGUAUCUAGAGAACAACCUUAAAGUAAGGUUUGGGUUAUAAGAUAAUAUAGUUGUUGGAUAUGAAAUUUUAGGGGGGUUUUUUUUCAGUUUUUUUUUUAUAUAUAUAUACAUUUUACUUUGUGUUCUAAAAAUAAAACCAAUUUAAUAGCAGCAGUCCGCCCAGAUUUUGUACUUGGGAUGAGUCCUAUCCUGCUGAUUCGUGCAGUGUGAUCUUCACCCCCUUCUAUCACAAAGUCUCAUGGGUUUUGGUGCAGUAAAAUAUUAGCCAAAUUUCUAUACUAUAAAUAAAAUGAAAAAUCCAAUAUGGCUUAUAAGAGCUUCUUGAAAUAAUUACUGCACGUAGGCAAAGAUGCCACCAGUGGUGACUUCCAGACAUCCUAAGUCUAUACAUUUUGGGUGAGCUGACCCUCUAAACAGUAUAACUACACUUUCCCUUAUUUCCAUUGAUUGUGCAAAGCUGUAAAUGUAAUGCACAUUAAUUUGCUGCUACCCACCACAAAAUUGUGGUUUCUAGCCUCUAAAGCCUUAAGCAAUGGACAAACUAAGGAAUAGAUGUAAGUAUAUUGCUAGCAUAACAACUAGGACCAGCAAGUAAGAUUUAUGAAAAUAAAAUAAGAUUCCAACUUCCUAAAUAACUCCUAGUCUAUGAUUUGACUAAAACCAGCCAUACACUGUUGGUUCAUUCAACUCACAGACUGAACAAGAGAACUCUUAUCAAUUCUCCCAUCCACACUAAACUGUAUGGAUAGAGGAAUGUCCCCUGACGACUAUUGCAUUCUAACAGCCAGCACCCACAGCUGUCGCAAUACUCAAAAAGUGGCUGCAUCUGAUUGGCCAACAAUUAUUCACAUGGCUUCUUUGAUUUUCAGAUCAAAGGAUGCUGUACAAGGGGGGGCUGAAAAGGCCACCCAUGGCUCCUAAUUUCAUACAGUUCAUUAGGAACUGGCCAAAAUUUGCUCUGUGUAUGGCAAGUUUGUAUUUUUUUUUGCCUAAACACACUGUAGUAAGCUUUUUUUUUUUUUUUUUUUUUUUUUUGUGGUCUUAAACCAAAAUUCAACAGCACACAAUGUGCCUGUUGACUAGGAAUCAUCACAAUCAGUAAGAGCCCUUUCACACUGGAGGCGUUUUCACGCUAAAAGUAGCGCAUGAAAAAUGCCUCAUCUGCAAUCCCAAUGUGAAAGCCUGAGUGCUUUCACACUGGGGUGCUGCACUGGCAGUACGUCAAAAGUCCUGCAAGCAGCUUCUUUGUGGCGCUUUAGGAGCGGUGUAUACACCGCUCCUAAAGCCCCCCUGCCCAUUUGGCCACUAAAAGCAUCCUGCUAUUGGCUGAAAAGCAUCUCUAUAACGGUAAAGCGCUGCUAAAACUACCUUUACUGCCGACGCCCCCAUGCUGUCAGUGUGAAAGGGCUCUUGCACUCAUUGGAUCAUAUUCUAUUCUGAAUUCCUUGUAAAAUUAUUGGCAUCACACUUCUAAAAAGUGGCCCCCUCCUAACAAAUUGUCUUUCUGCAGUGUGUAUAGACAGAGCCACUCUAACAAACUUGUGCUCUCCACUAAAUUACGUAUGUCAGAGGGCAUACCUGUGGUGCAUGUUGUUUAACGCUUAAGACUGUCAUGGGAGUUUACAGUGCGAUUUAGUCCAAGUGGGUUUAUUCUAGCUGUUGGCAUAGAGAAGCGGGUGUUGGCUAUUAUAAAUAACCAGCUGUUUAAAAAGUGCAGAUCUAGCUGGUUUUCAUAUAGGGGAUUGUACUGCUUCAUGCUAUUUCAUCACCAUAGGUUGUGAAAACCAAAGACUUGCUUCAGUGCUGCUGCUUAACUCUUGAAGAGUCCCUGUUUCACCUUCCUGAAGGACAGCUAAGUUGGAGUAGGACGUUGUGAAGAAAGGAAAACUGUUCCUCUUUUCCCCUCAGCAUUAACAUUGCUAAACAAUAUCACUGUCUUUGUUGUCCUGAUGUUCACCACUCCAACAACAGAGGGGUUAUGUGAACUUAUGUUGAAAUGGAAAUAUGUACUACUGACUAAAGCCCAACUCCAAGCAACUUUUUUCAGUUUGUGGUUGAGUGGAGAGGGGUUGGUACCCCUGUUUGUUUUUGUAUUGCUGUCUGCCCCCCACUUUGGAUAUUUCUCCUCACUUCCUGUGUCAUCGCUAGUGACCACAUAUAGUUAAAGAAAUAUCCUAAAGAGGGACACGGGUAGUAAUAAAAACAAUGGCAGGGAUUCUAACUUUUUACUAGUCUACUUGUGCUCUACUCUACAGUGCUUUCAUAGCUGUCUGUGUCCCCUUUGGAGACUUCUGCUCAUUUCAUGUUCAGAUUGAAAUGAAGGAAAAUCUCCUUAAUGGGAACAUAGCAAUAAAAAAUACUUACAAAUCUCUCUUAUCUUCUUCUCUUUUUAAAGAAAGAAAAGUUUGGCUGGAGUUGAGCUUUAAUAAUUCUUUGCAGGGGAGCUACUCAUAAGAUCGAUCCCUGUCCAAUAAAAUUCCCAUACUGGGUGCUCUUGUAUAUCUAGUCAAAAGAUUUUCUCAACUCCAGAUCAAUAGUUUAUUUUAAACUUUUUGUACAUUGGAAGAGAUUAUAGGUGGCUUGGGGUGUGCUAGAGUGCCAUUCCUACCAGUAAACAGUGGCAAAGACUUAACUUUUUCACUGCCAGGUGUUUGCUCGGCAGAGUCCGGCGGUGUCUUGCAGACCUGCCAGAACAAAAACUUUAGGCUCCUAAAAGAUGCUAGUUGACAGAAUUCUGGAGCUGCUGCCUCCAGCAGAGAAAAGGUUAAUCCUCCAUAAAUAAACCACUGUUUGGAAGCUAGUCUUGACAAAUAUUUUCUUUUAUUUCCCUUUGUACAUGACCUGCUGAAUUUCGGUACAGCAAUUUUGUAGCUAACUUAUUUUUGUCAUGCACAUAUUGUACACUUGUUAUGCACUAAUUUUAUAUAUCUUAUGUUUCCAGCAGUGAGCGUUUAGGCCCACUUUUCACUGGCGGGAUAUCUCUUUAUGCAAUACCUCAAUUUUUCAUAUUGCAAAGAGUAGCUUUUUGUACUUUUAUUACGGAGAGAUCUUCAUAUAACUUCAUUUUUUAAGAUAAAUAAUUUUAAUAAAUUUUUAUUUUCUUAUAUUCUGCUUUUUAUACAUUUCAGUGCUCUGCAUACAUUUUGAGCGAUGGAUGUGGUGCACUGGUAAUGCUACUUCAGAACCUGCAGAGAUUAAAAAAAAAGUAAAAACAAAAAAAAAAUAAACAAAAAAAGCACGUGGUUUCAAAUAGUCUAGCCCAAAACCAAACAUUUGGUGCAUAUUUCAUUUCAAAUUUUAUUAGGAAAAGCAAAAAAAAGUGAAUAGAAACCGCAUGAACGUGACAAUAUAAUCUCGUUGUUUAGUCCCUUGGAAAAAAAAAAAUAAACAAAAAUGUAGCAUAGAAAAUAAAAAGAUUAAAUAACAAAUUAAAAUGUAUUCUGCUUCAUACGUCUCAUUUUUUAAGAAAUUAAAAUAUCUAUAUAUAUAUAAAUAUAUAUAAAUAUCUAUAUAUAUACACAGUUGCAGACUUUUUGGUGAAUGUUUAGCCAUUUUACAUAUUAACAAAAUUAAUGUUAGGUGUUUAUGAUGCAGCCAUGUCUGCGAUUUUAAGAAAAAAAAAUGUUUAAGUGGGGAAAAAAAUCCAAGAAAUAAAACCAUACCUUCUGGUUCCAGAUGUAUAAUGUUAGUAUGCAUGACUAAUAUAAAGAAAACAAAUUGUUACUACUAAUAUUCACUUGUUGUUAUUGUGUGAAAAGCGUGUUUACAGAUGACUUGAUAACACUUUACUUUACGGAGCUUAAAGUACCAUAGACUUUUACUCUGUGCCCUCAGAGUAGUGGUUUUAUGGAGUCAUGGCUUUAGUAUAAUGUAUGCUAGUAGAUAAUCGAUUUGCCUUUUCAGGCCCAUAGUUGAUACCUCAUCUAUUGGCUGGGAAGAAGCAUGUGAUGUAUAGCCUAAGUCCUUGUCUUUUCACAUGCCAAGUUUUUUGGUUUCCUCUAAUUUGCAUUCUUCGGAAUGAGGCUUUGUAGCUGUGAGUGCAGUGCUGCUAACUUCAGCUGUAAGGCAGUUCAAGCAUCACAUCCCAGGGUGUUAAUAUGGCUAUUUUCUGCACUGUAAAACAAAAACGCAUUGCUUAUUAUUUUGAACGUGGUGAAAACCCUCACUGCCCAAUGCUUUGGCCUAGUAUAUACUUCUCCAUACACAGACCUCUGCAUAAAGCAGGUUAAAAAAAAAAUGUUUGCAGUGAACGACUGGCAUUUAAUAAGAAAUGCUGUUGGAAAGACUUGAUAAUCCCACCUUUUUUAAGUUUAUUUUUUUUAUUUUUUAUUGUUUUGAAGCAUUAAGCCUUCUGUUUUAAAAGGUGAUUUAAAACUUGAAUGUGAUAAUAAAUUAUGGCAAGUUGAACUUCAAGUUAUGUGCAAUACUUAUCUCUGACUUUUGAAAGAUCUUUGCAGUGUAAUUCUUCAUUGUUUUUAAUUGCAGGCAUUUAAAAAAAAGAUGUUUUCUACUGUUCUAGUACUCCUCUUUCUUGCUGGUGUUUGUAAAGAAAAGAAAUCAGAAAUCAAUCUUUCUACUAAUGUAAAACUGAGAUUAUUUUUUAAAAAAAUGGAAUAAGAGGUUUUGGUCAUUGGCGUUAUUUUGUUACCUUCUUUUUACCUCUGGCGUUCCGGAAGAGCCCGAGACUCCAGACUCUGGCCCUUCCAGGUGUUCCGGGUUUAAAGCUACUGUGAUUGAUAACAUUGUAAGAAUUGGGACAAUAUUUUAUUCAACUGUUUUAUUUUUUAUAUUUUUAAAUUUGAAAGCAUAAUUAGUUUUUAUAAUUUUCAUCAGAUUCCUUUGUUAUAUUUUUUUGGAAGUGAACUUAUUAACAAGUGGGUGUCUAGUUUUUACUAAUCCCUAAUGUUAUCUUCUUUUUCCAGUGUAUUGCUCAUUUAUCAGAAGGAAAAGUUAUUUAAAUAUGUCAGUUAAUUGUACCACUUGGCUGAAUUUACACAUAGUUUUUACUGUGUAUGGGGAGGUUGUAGUAUUUAUUAUAGCAUUUUAAAUAAAGGUAAUUCAUUUUUUAUUGAAGUCAUUUUCACGUUUUAAGUUCAUAUUUUUGUAUGUUCUACUCUAAUUAAGUUAUAUAACACAAGUUCCUUUUUUAAAGAGUUCAUUUGUUGAAGUGCUAGUGAAAAAUUAAUGUUAUUAAAUAGUUUGCAAAUGACUAUUUAUACCAGUAUGCAUAUAAUUUUUAAAUAUUUGUAAUGUGAGAUGUUGAAUGAAUAAAACUUUUAACUCUAAA
Messenger RNA from Rana temporaria (common frog), 10916 nucleotides. RefSeq names its product cytoplasmic polyadenylation element binding protein 4 (gene CPEB4). Gene Ontology annotation, molecular function: translation factor activity, RNA binding; ribosome binding; mRNA 3'-UTR binding. The coding region runs from base 885 to 3014 and encodes 709 amino acids. Gene Ontology annotation, cellular component: neuron projection; cytoplasm; nucleus. The record is from RefSeq and is a predicted model, not a curated record. NCBI's taxonomy places the organism in Eukaryota, Metazoa, Chordata, Amphibia, Anura, Ranidae. The transcript is spliced from 10 exons. Gene Ontology annotation, biological process: negative regulation of cytoplasmic translation.